GAACCUUUUCAUGGAUGCAAUACUUAUGAAAUCGAAAAGUGUAAAUCUAUAAAAGUAAAUUACAAAAGGAGAUUUAAAUAAGUAUCGUUCAUUAACUAAUAAUCGGAAAAUUCAAAAAGUAAACAAAAGGUUAAUAAACAGUUCAGAAAGUGGUUUAAAAAGUGUGAAAGUACUAUAUUUUUUCUCUGAACUUAAGAAUUAAGCGUAUCAGUGAACUUUCAGAGUUUUUUUGUACUACAUAUUAUUUAUCAUCAGUGGGACGAAAAAGGAAAAAGAAUAUCGAAAGGGCGAAGUGCAAGCUGCAUCAAGUGCAUUAUCGUUCAUUUCCGGGCGAAGACCACGCCCCCCAAAGUUGCCUUUGCGCAUUGCGUUUUGCGCAACUUGUUGGAAUUUUGCCCCGAAUUUCCUCACCCGUCCCGCUAGCCCCGGGUUUGACGGUGUUCCAAAAUAAGGAAAAGCAGCCAGUUUACCAGGCCUUGGUGAAGUAAAGAUCGUUUUUUCCUCGAAAAUAUUUUCCUUCAGCGAAGGCACAGUCAGUGCGCGCGGAAAGUUUUCCAGUGUUCUUUAGUUCGCACGUGUUUAACGAAAUUCGAAAAUCCGUUCGGGCAACACUCUAUUGCAUAUAUCUACGCAACUAUCGACCAGCCUAAUUAGCGGUUUUGAGCAACAUACGAAGAUUACCACAUUGGAAGAUACAUAUGAUUGGAAGUUGAAAAAAAGGAACGUUGAUAAAGAAUUAAAAGAACACAGAAACAGAAAAAGAAAAAGAGGUCGUGAAUAGUAAAAAAUUAGAGUUCGGUGGUAAUACGCACACUGCUUGCGUAAGUAAGCCGGUACUGAUCAAUCAAGCGAUCACUUGAUCGAACGAGUCGGAACGUGUUAUCGCGUUUCUCACAUACAGAUAAUUUUGCCAAGCCCAAUUGCCACGGUAACACAGAUAUGUCAUCCACCGUAGUGACCGUUAAAAAAGCCUUAUCGCAGCGACGAAUUCGUCGUCGCCGAUGCAAAUUCAUAGGAACCUGGCUGUGUCAUCGUCAAUUUAAACGCUGGUUGACACCGGUACGCGGCGACAAUCACAAGGCGUAUUGUGCACUCUGCGACAAGAUCUUCUCCGUAGCUCACGGAGGCCUGCACGACGUUCGUGCGCAUUGGAAAGGUAAAAGACAUAUCAGCCUCGAGUCGAGUCUCAGCCAAUCGCAGCGGGCGCAGCGACUGCAGCGUGCAGCCGGAUUGGUCGACAGGAGUCAUCUGGUCCCGAGUGCAUCAUCCUAUCGGAAUCGGAAGCUGCUGCUCGGGCGCGUCGAGCCCGACGAUGUCGAGUUCUGCGAGCAGGAGAAUAAGUUGGUCGUGAAAAAGAGAUUUGCCGAAAAAAAGGCGCGGGAGGGUAGAAGUCAGGGUGUUGGAAGUUCUUCCUCUGAAAAGAAAAGUGAUACCCAAAAAUUUGAGGCUGAAGACGUUGAAGAAUUCGAGGACUCGGACAGGUUCGAGUUCGAGCAGCAGUCUUACGAAGACGACGACGUAGACGAGGAUAUUGCUCCCGGGGAGGACGGAGGCAACGAGACGGCGAACCUCAGCAGCAUAGAGGGUGUAGUUGAGGAGGUGGUGGUGCCAAGCUUGCGCAUGCUACAGCAACGCAACGGUUCAGCUUCAGCAACACCGCCCGCUACAUCCAACAUGUUCCCUCAACAAUACUGCCUAAGAUGGAAGUACCACCACAGCAACCUGCAGACUAUGUUUUCGCAGCUGCUCGAGAGGCAAGCCUAUUGCGAUGUCACGCUUGCUUGCGAGGGCAAGACACUCCGAGCACACAAGGUUGUCUUGUCGGCGUGCAGUACGUACUUCGACACAAUCCUAUCACAGUACGAAGAAAAGGAUCCAAUAGUCAUUAUGCGUGACGUAAAAUUUUCCGAUAUCAAAGUAUUGGUGGAGUUUAUGUACAAGGGAGAGAUUAAUAUCGAUCACACGAGGCUCUCGUCCCUAUUAAAGACUGCAGAAGACUUGCACAUCAAGGGACUCGCUGAAGUAAGUUGGCGGAGUGAUUCGGGGCAAAAUGACCUUGCAAAUAGCGGUCACAGUCCUGGUGCAGCAACGCCUGGUGUUGAAACCGUCCUCAGGGAAGGAGAUGUAGAUGAACCACCUAUACCAAAACAGAGGCGUAGAGGGCGUCCUCCUCUGGAUGAUCCGCCUUCAGCGCACGAUGUCUUCACUCCAAAAAUCACCUGUAUCACGGGAAAUGUAGGGACAGAGGGCUCAUUAGCUGUAAACCAGCAGCAGCAGGAGGAGAUGAUGAGCGAGGGCGGCGACCAUGAAAGUUGGGACGAUGAAAUGAUGAUGUCGAAUGAAAAUAACGACCCAUCCCUUCCUAUGCUUUCUUACUUGUCUAAAGACGAUGGAAAUGAUCUUGAAAAGAAAGCUCCCAACGCACCUUCGAAUUCAAACGCGACAAACCCAGCGAUACCCGAACAGUUUCGAGACGUUGUCAAAAUGAAUGAUUAUUUGACGACGGGUCGACGCCAAGAAUUCUGGGAGGAACCGUUCACGCGACGCGUUAUGGACGCAAUAAAAAGCAAGGAACUGGAAAUGAAGACUGCAGCCGAAAUACUCGGAGUUUCAUACGGAACUCUUUAUGGAAGAUAUCGUGACAGUUAUGGAUGCCUUAAACACCCAUACAGCUUUAACACUUCCAGAGUGAGGGACUUCUGGUCCGAGCCAGGCCCGGCGGAAGUCCUCGCGAAAUUACGACGGAAGGAGAUCACCCUCUUCCGAGCGGCAGAGUUUCUGAAUGUAACCGUCCACACGCUAGCCACUUAUCUAUCGACGCUCCAAGGUCCAGACAGGAUCUCCUUAGCUGGUGAACUGAGCGGUGGAGCGAGCAAUGUGGACGGGAGCAACGAGCUGGAAAACAAUGAUACAGUGAACGAGAUCCUGCAGAAGCUCAACGUAAAUGUGAACACGACCGCAGUUGCGGCUCCUACGACCUCAACCCCGAUAAAGAGGGAAGGCGGCGGCUAUAUUGAAGUUCCAAAUGUUGUUCAAAAAGCAGCCACGUCGGUCCUCGAAAACAAUCCGGACAUCACCAUCGUCAAAACGGAAAAUAUGUCCCGGAAACGAGAAUUUGCCAAGGUCUCGAGCACGGAGAACAACAAUGCAAAGCUGCUGAGUGGCGGUGCAGUCAGUGAAAUAACACCUCAGCAACAACAGCAACAGGUACUUCAGCAGGUACAGCAACAGCAGAAAAUCUCCGAACAACUGUCGCUCAAUAACGACAGCAGUAAGCCCUAACUAUUCAGACCGUAUCUGAUCCCGGCGAGCCUCCGAACACCUUAUGCCGGCUACAGAUCUGAGCUGUGUCCGCGCAGAUUUUACUCCAAUGUAUUCACUCGUUUUCUCACAAACUUUCAUUUGAAGUAGAGGGGACUCUCUUCAAAAUCGUGGGGCUUGGCACGCCGAAGAUGGAAGUAGCAGCUCUCGUUGAUCGCUGAAAAUCGUCACUAAUACCCAUUACUGAUUAACCUCAGCUGCCUUCCAACGCUUCCUGGUCGAUAUAUUUUUUAAGCUUCGACGGCGUGUUUCAAAGCGGAGAUUCCACAGUGCGGUUACCGCUCAGUGAUUGAUGUAUUCGUUACUUCAGAAUUGAUUCGCUUCUUUGACGACUUGACGUCGUCGACAAGGGCGACUUGGCCUUCGCAACACACAAAAACUACUGUAAAACAAUGUUCAACCGAAGUUCCUUUUGAGAAUGGAUAAUUGUUGUCGUCGUGUAGAGAAAUAUCGCAAA
Messenger RNA from Belonocnema kinseyi, 3778 nucleotides. RefSeq names its product broad-complex core protein isoforms 1/2/3/4/5. Gene Ontology annotation, biological process: regulation of transcription by RNA polymerase II. The record is from RefSeq and is a predicted model, not a curated record. The coding region runs from base 940 to 3282 and encodes 780 amino acids. Gene Ontology annotation, molecular function: protein binding. Lineage: Eukaryota; Metazoa; Arthropoda; Insecta; Hymenoptera; Cynipidae. Gene Ontology annotation, cellular component: nucleus. The transcript is spliced from 10 exons.